UAUGCCCUCUUUAGGAUGCGAGCUGCUAUCGGGAAGAUCGCAGGCAUUGGGUACAGUAAUAAACGUAUAUCAAUUGAAAGCGAUACUUUCAGUAUAGAAGAGGAUUUCGUGAUGAGAAUACCGUGUCUUGUAUUGACGGCCGUGUUGGCGCUAACCUCCGGUGAGCUCGUUCGUUUUGAUAACUACCGAGUUUAUGAUGUUGCGAUUGACAAUGUCGAACAGUUGCAAGUUAUGCAAUAUUUAGAGCAAUUCCCUGAUGGGUACAUCUUUUGGGAAUCUCCGGUGCAGACAGGAAUGAAAGUUAGCAUAAUGGUACCACCACACAAGGUGGAAGAUUUCCAAGAUUUGUGCUCUCGACUGGAAAUGGCCGUUUCUUUAAAAAUAGAAAAUGUUCAACGAUUGAUUGAUACGGAACGACCAGCCCGCCGCAAGCGCGAAGGAUUCGGAUGGGAAGACUACCACACAUUGGACGAAAUUUAUGAGUGGAUUGAUGGCUUGGUAGCACAGUACGGAGACAUACUUUCCGUGGAAUUGAUCGGUCAUUCGUAUGAAGGUAGGGAAGUAAGAGCAGUGAAAUUGUCGCAUAAAGAAGGUAAUCCUGGUAUAUUCGUGGAGUCCACUAUUCAUGCCCGCGAAUGGAUUACGUCGGCAACAACUACGUGGAUUUUGAACCAAUUGUUAACUUCAACGGAUCCGGAAGUUCAAGAGAUCGCUCGGAACUACGACUGGUAUAUAUUGCCUGUUGUAAAUCCUGAUGGAUUCAACUACACUAAGGAGACAAACCGAAUGUGGAGAAAAACGCGAUAUCCACAUAGUGUACUGUGUUAUGGAGUGGAUAUGAAUCGAAACUUCCCACAUCAUUGGAUGGAUGGUGGGUCGUCGAUAAACCCGUGCACGGAAACCUAUGCUGGCCCGGAACCAGCAUCUGAGAUUGAAACGAAAAACAUUAUGAAUUACUUUGUUGAGAAAAAGGAGAAAAUUCAUUUUUACCUCUCGUUUCACUCAUAUGGUCAACUUAUAUUGUUGCCAUUCGGUUAUCAAAAUGCCGAAAAGGUCGAACGUUUCGGCGAUUGGAUGGAAAUGGCUGAAGCAGCUGCUAUUGCGUUAUCUAAACGUUAUGGCACGUUGUAUCAGUUUGGCAACACUGCCGACGUAUUGUACAUUGCAUCCGGUUCUACACGGGAUUGGGCUUUGGGAGCUCAUAAUGUCUCAAUUGCAGCGUCCUAUGAAUUCCGUGACAAAGGAAACUAUGGUUUCAUACUACCGGCUGACCAGAUCGUCUCCAACUCAGAAGAAGUUUUAGAUUCCUUGAUUGCCUUUUUGGCCAAAGCACGAGAAUUAAACUAUUUUAAGGUUUAAAUAAAACAAUGUUUGUACACUAUUCGGCUUCUAUUUGAUAGACCAAUUGAACAACAAAA
Messenger RNA from Aedes aegypti (yellow fever mosquito), 1418 nucleotides. RefSeq names its product zinc carboxypeptidase. The transcript is spliced from 5 exons. NCBI's taxonomy places the organism in Eukaryota, Metazoa, Arthropoda, Insecta, Diptera, Culicidae. Gene Ontology annotation, biological process: proteolysis. Gene Ontology annotation, molecular function: zinc ion binding; metallocarboxypeptidase activity. The record is from RefSeq and is a predicted model, not a curated record. The coding region runs from base 16 to 1359 and encodes 447 amino acids.